CACUUACUCUAUACUCUUUGGUUGCGCGACACGACUGAUUGUCAAGCGCAUCUGUCAAUCAACAUUAGCAAAUUUAUUAGAUUUCCGUAAUUAUAGUUGUAUAUGUUUUUACUCAAGAUAAUUUAAACAAUGCCGAAAAACAAAGGAAAAGGAGGUAAAAACAGAAGGAGGGGGAAGAAUGAAAACGAAACUGAAAAGCGUGAGUUGGUCUUUAAAGAAGACGGACAAGAGUACGCCCAAGUCACAAAGAUGCUCGGUAAUGGCCGCUUGGAGGCCAUGUGCUUUGAUGGCAUAAAACGUCUAUGUCAUAUUCGAGGGAAAUUAAGGAAAAAAGUAUGGAUAAACCAAGGAGAUAUUAUACUUAUCGGCCUACGAGAUUAUCAAGAUGCCAAGGCAGAUGUCAUCCUGAAAUAUACUCCUGACGAGGCAAGAAAUCUGAAAACGUAUGGAGAGUUUCCUGAAACAGUACGCAUCAAUGAGACUGUUGUCUAUUCUGUUGACGGUCUGGACGAAGACAUUGAGUUUGGAGACGAAGUCAGUUCAGAAGAUGAAGCUGAUGCAGUAGAUGCUAUAUAAUACCAUUCUUAUGUAUACAUCUACCAAAUGAUGGAUUUUGGGCUGAUUAGCAACAAUUCGAGAAAACCUGAAUAGGUCUUGUGCGGUGCCAUACAUGUUUUAUGUAUGAUAAAAUUUAUCUUGGUUCCUAAGACAGCAUUGGCAAUAUUCAGGCAACAUCUUAAUAUCCACCAUUACUACAAGUGUAUUAGGAACCAUUUUUUCCAUUCAAACAAAACAGAUUCAUUUUUGUAUAAAAUAUUUAUUUAACAUAAAUAAUAAACUUGG
Papilio xuthus (Asian swallowtail) is the source of this 843-nucleotide messenger RNA. RefSeq names its product eukaryotic translation initiation factor 1A (gene eIF1A). Gene Ontology annotation, biological process: translational initiation. Lineage: Eukaryota; Metazoa; Arthropoda; Insecta; Lepidoptera; Papilionidae. The transcript has 2 exons. Gene Ontology annotation, molecular function: translation initiation factor activity; RNA binding. Bases 130 to 576 code for a protein of 148 amino acids. The record is from RefSeq and is a predicted model, not a curated record.